Molecule: messenger RNA, 1218 nt
Organism: Mangifera indica (mango)
Lineage: Eukaryota; Viridiplantae; Streptophyta; Magnoliopsida; Sapindales; Anacardiaceae
Exons: 7
Source: RefSeq, a predicted model, not a curated record
CGCAGCAGCUGUUUCUUGAGAUCUUGCCGGCGAAAACUGCUGCCAAAUUGGAGAAGUUGUUCCGCCCAGAAGAAAUGUGAGGAUCCGGAUGGGAACGGGUCGGGUCACGAGAGGGAGAAGGUGAAUGAGAGUAGUGGCGUUGUCGGGUCAGGUGGGGAUGAUAAUAAGAGAGUGAAGAAGAAGAAGAAGAAAAGUAGGAAGAAGAAAUUGGAUUCGAAAGGUGAAGAAGAAAGUAAUGGUGAAGAGAAGGAGGGUGAGGAAAAAGAGAAGAUAAAUUCGGAUUCGGGUAAUUUGAAACCUGAAUUGGUUUGUUUGUACCCGUUUACAACAUCAAGUAGUGCAAUUCAGAGGAAGAUCAAGCAACAGUAUGAUCAUCUUGUUAAGUGUCAUGAAAAUAAAAAGUUGACACUUGCUCAGGUUGCAGAAUAUGCUCAUUGUUUGACAGAGGCCAAAGAUGAGCUAGAACACAGGUCGGAGGCCAUUAACCGCAAGUUUUCAAUUACUAAGGCUCUGCUGAACAAGGCUGAUAGAUCAACAGUUGAUCGCAUUCGCCAACAGCUAUUCAAGCUAGAGAAGGAACACAAGAGAUUAGAGGAUGAUGCAUUUGUCUAUAAUUGGCUUCAGCGACAGCUUAAGCUUUCACCAGCAUACAAGAAGAUGAUUGAACUUCAUGCCUCCAUGGAGGAGAAGGCCAAGUCCAGUGAGUCGACUGAAAGCACAGAUACUGAAGAAUUUACUGACAUUUCUUUCGAGGAACUAUUAGCUCAAGAAAAGAAAGAUUCGUUUUGGUUUGUUGCUGAAGCAAAAAAAUGGGAGAUCAAGAUUGCCUCCAGGCUGAUGACAUUGUUUAGCAGCUUUAGUUAACUGUGCUUAAGGAAUCACUUUUUGUAGUUUUCGAGGGCGGAAACUAGUCAAUCCUAUACACAAUGAAAACGUUGAUGUAGUAUAUACCAUGUUCUUGUGGAUUUUGGCAUCUAGAAUUACUAACCAACACAAACAUGAUAUCAGUGUCAUCCCAAAUUUGUAUUUACAUAGCUUCUGAUGGAUAAAAUGAUUCUGUCAUGGAAUUGUAACUUGAUGUAAAAUGUUUUUAUCAUGAUGGUAUAACUCGAUAGCCAUAUCGACUGAAGCUAUGAACUUGACAGGGUGGUGUUUUCUUCUGGUGUUAUAGAAUCAUGAAAUAUGCAAAAUUGGAAACUCAUACAAUUUGAUUGAGAA